Thalassophryne amazonica is the source of this 5867-nucleotide messenger RNA. Its product is annotated as protein polybromo-1-like. The record is from RefSeq and is a predicted model, not a curated record. Gene Ontology annotation, cellular component: RSC-type complex. The transcript is spliced from 29 exons. Gene Ontology annotation, molecular function: chromatin binding; protein binding. Bases 34 to 4965 code for a protein of 1643 amino acids. NCBI's taxonomy places the organism in Eukaryota, Metazoa, Chordata, Actinopteri, Batrachoidiformes, Batrachoididae. Gene Ontology annotation, biological process: chromatin remodeling.
GUGAGAAUUUGUCUUUGCCGCAGGAGUUCCAUCAUGGCCUUUAAAAGAAGGCGGGCGACUUCCCCCUGCAGUAGCGUGAGUGGAGGAGAUUUUGAUGACAGCCAGUCUUCAUUGUUGGUGUCAUCUGUUGGAAGAAAGAGACGGAGGACCUCAAACAUUCCAACUGUGGAUCCUAUUGCUGUAUGUCAUGAACUUUACAACACAAUCAGAGAUUACAAGGACGACCAGGGCCGGAUGUUAUGCGAGCUGUUCAUCAGAGCGCCUAAACGAAGGAACCAACCAGAUUACUACCACGUGGUGUCACAGCCUAUAGACAUGAUGAAGAUCCAGCAGAAGUUAAAGAUGGAGGAAUAUGAUGAUGUUGAACAGUUAACGGGUGACUUUCAGCUUUUAUUCAACAAUGCAAAGAGCUAUUAUAAGUCUGAGAGUCCGGAGUACAGGGCCGCCUGUAAACUGUGGGACCUUUACCUGCGAACCAAGAAUGAAUUUGUCCAACGAGGAGAAUACGAGGAGGAUGAUGAGGAUGGCUACGAUGCUCAAGACAAACCUGGAGGGCUCACUGAGGAUGAGAGUGCACCUACCUACCUGAAAGAAGUCCUCGAGCAGCUUCUAGAUGCGGUGGUGUCUUAUAUCGAGCCAACUGGCCGUCUGGUCAGUGAACUUUUCCAGAAGCUCCCAUCCAAACUGCAAUAUCCAGAUUACUAUGCCAUUAUUAAAGAGCCAAUAGAUCUGAAAAUCAUCGCUCAAAAGAUCCAGAUGGGGAACUACAGGAGCGUUAAUGCUAUGACGAAAGACAUAGAUCUGUUGGUGAAGAAUGCCAAAACCUACAAUGAGCCUGGAUCACAGGUGUUUAAGGAUGCAAACACUAUCAGAAAGAUUUUUGCACAGAAGAAGUCUGAGAUGGAACAUGGAGAACCAAUGAAAUCCAGCAUACGUAUCAGGAACAGGAGGUCUGCACAGGGAGACCGCCUUUCGGCCAUCACCAUGGCUCUUCAGUAUGAAAGUGAUGAGGAUGGCAUUCUUUCUGGAUCUGUCUUCUAUGAUGAGGGAGAAUUGGAGGCAGAGAGCUUGACCUCUAACAUGGACAUGAGUAAUCCCAUUUUCCAGCUGUAUGAAGCUGUACGGGGCGCCAGGAACAGCCAGAACCAGCUGAUUUCUGAACCUUUCUUGCAGCUGCCCUCCAGAAAAGACUACCCUGAUUACUACAACCAGAUCACUCAGCCCAUCUGCCUCCAUCAGAUCAAGACCAAGAUGAAGAACAAUGAAUACGAGAGUGUUGAGCAGCUGGAUUCCGAUCUGACCGUGAUGUUUGAGAACGCAAAACGUUACAAUGUUCCUCACUCUUCCAUCUACAAGCGUGCACUCAAGCUUCAACACAUUCAGCAGAUGAAGAGAAGAGAGCUUUUACAGAAAGAUGAUGAUGAUGGAGACAGCAUGCUCUCCUCUGCCACAUCUGAUGCUGGCAGCACAAAAAGAAAAAGCCACAAGAAGAACACAAAGAAAAACCGCAUGAAAGCUCUCUUAGCUGUUGUGAGUGAGGCGAGAGAAGCUGGUACCGGUCGUAGACUAUGCGACCUCUUCAUGUUCAAGCCAUCAAAGAAGGACUAUCCUGACUACUACAAGGUCAUCCUGGAACCAAUGGACCUCAGGACGAUUGAGCACAACAUCCGCUCAGACAAGUACAUGACUGAAGAUGCAAUGGUGGAAGAUAUGAAGCUGAUGUUCCGCAACGCACGACACUAUAAUGAGGAAGGCUCACAAGUCUAUAAUGAUGCUGAGAUCUUGGAGAAGAUUAUGAAAGAGAAGCGGAAAGAUCUUGGGCCAGUGACAGAUGAAGAUGAUGUGAUGUCCCCAAAGCUGAAAAUAAGAAAGAACAGCAUUGCUCUGAAAAAGUCCAAGUACCUAACACCACUACAGCAGAAGCUGAAUGAACUUUAUGAAGCUGUCAAGAACUACACAGAUAAGCGGGGCCGUCGCCUCAGCACCAUAUUCUUACGACUGCCGUCCCGUGCCGAGCUGCCUGAUUACUACAUUGCUAUCAAGAAACCUGUGGACAUGGAAAAGAUCAAGAGUCACAUGCUGGCCAAUAAGUACCAGGAUGUAGAUGCACUGGUUGAGGACUUAGUACUGAUGUUUAACAAUGCCUGCACGUACAACGAGCCUGAGUCCUUGAUUUACCGCGAUGCGCUUUUGCUGCAUAAGGUGCUUUUAGAGACGAGACGCGAUCUGGAAGGGGGAGAGGAUGCACAUGUUCCUGAUGUUCCUCGUCUUAUCCAGGAACUUAUCCGCAGCCUCUUUGUAUCUGUGAUCGGUCACCAAGAUGACGAGGGUCGUUGCUAUAGUGACUCACUUGCUGAGAUUUCUGCCCUAGAUCCUACAAAUCCAGAGAAGCCACCACUUGAUUUUGAGAUAAUCAGGACUAAUGUUGACCAUGAACACUAUAAGCGGCUGGAUGUGUUUCAGGACCACAUGUUUGAGGUACUGGAGAAGGCCAGACGAAUGAGUAGGACCGACUCUGAGAUCUUUGAAGAUGCUGUGGAGCUGCAGCAGUUCUUUAUUCGGAUCAGAGACGAGCUCUGUAAGAAUGGGGAGAUCCUGAUGUCUCCUGCUCUCAGCUAUACAUCCAAACAUCUGCACAGUGAUGUGGAAAAGGAGAAGAAAGAAAAACUUCCCAAGGAGCUUGAAGAGGACAAAAUCAAAAGGGAAGAGGAGAAAAGAGAAGCUGAGAAGAGAGAAGACACUGUAGGAGGGUUGUGGCAGUCAAAUCUGCAGCGCACAUACAGUCAGGACUGCAACUUCAAGGAUAGCUUGUACCAUGUGGGAGAUUAUGUAUAUGUGGAGCCUGCAGAGUCUAACCUCCAGCCUCAUAUCAUCUACAUUGAACGUCUUUGGGAAGACGACUCUGGGGAAAAGUGGCUUUAUGGUUGUUGGUUCUACCGACCAAAUGAAACAUUCCAUCUUGCUACUCGAAAGUUUCUGGAGAAGGAAGUUUUCAAGAGCGACUAUUACAACAAAGCCCCUCUCAGCAAGAUUUUGGGAAAAUGUGUAGUCAUGUUUGUCAAAGAGUACUUCAAACUUUACCCAGAAGGCUUCAGACCAGAGGAUAUCUAUGUCUGUGAGUCACGCUACUCUGCCAAGUCCAAAUCCUUCAAGAAGAUCAAGAUGUGGACUAUGCCCUUGAGCUCUGUUCGAUUUGUUCCUAGAGAGGUACCUCUACCUGUUGUCCGUGUGGCAUCCAUGUUUGCCCACAAACAGGAAAAGAAACCACCAGAGACAACUGGUGAAAGCAAAAUGACCAACUCUAUUAUAGAUAAGGAGAGGGAGGAUGUUACAGUGGAUGUGUCUAAUGGGGAACCAGGGUGUCAGUAUUAUGAGCAGCUCUGCUACAACCACCUUUGGCUUAAAGUGGGAGAUUGUGUCUACAUUGGUUCCCAUGGAUUAGUGCGUCACAGGGUGGGCAGGAUUGAGAAAAUGUGGAUGCGAGAUGGAGCAGGUUAUUUCUUUGGCCCGAUCUUCAUCCACCCAGAGGAAACGGAGCAUGAACCCACCAAGAUGUUCUAUAAGAAAGAGGUGUUCCUCAGCAACCUUGAGGAGACCUGCCCCAUGACCUGCAUCACAGGGAAAUGUGUAGUGUCGUCCUUCAAGGAGUAUCUGUCGUGUCGGCCGACUGAGGUGCCUGAAGAGAACGUUCUUCUCUGUGAAAGUCGCUACAUUGAGAGUGAGAAGCAGAUGAAAAAGUUUAAAGGCCUUAAGCGCUUUUCACUCUCUGCAAAGGUGGUGGAGGAUGAAAUCUAUUAUUUUAGGAAGCUCAUAGUACCACAGAAGGAACCGUCCCCUUUGCUGGACAGAAAAAUUGAGGAACUGGAGGUUAAGUUUGCUGAUAUGACAGAUGAGGAGCUAGAGGACCUUGGGGAUGAUGAUGGCGAGCUGGACGACCAAUCUCUGCCUCGGAUACAGUCGUCCAUGUCUGGCGACGUGGAUAUGAUGUCUUACACUCCCCCACAGUCGACACCAAAAUCCAUAAAGGGGCUUUCAAAGAAGGAGGGCUCAAAGCGAAAGAUCAACAUGAGCGGCUAUAUCUUGUUCAGCAGUGAGAUGCGAGCGGUCAUUAAAGCUCAACACCCAGACUUUUCCUUUGGGGAGCUCAGCCGCCUUGUCGGCACGGAAUGGAGGAAUUUAGAGAGUACAAGAAAAGCAGAGUAUGAAGAGAGAGCAGCUAAAGUGGCGGAGCAGCAAGAGCGAGAGAGGUCGACCCAUCAGGCUUCGCCGAGAGCAGGUACCCCACUAGGGGCACAGAUGGGGGUGGUACCUCACCCAACCCCCUUGGGAAUGCUUAAUCCCAGCAUGACACCUGUGUCAGGUAUGAUGGGUGCGUAUAGAUCAGCUAUGAUGCCCUGGCAGGGCCAUGUUGAAGGCAUGGUUAGUAUGACUGGCAUACAACCACAUCAUAUGGGGGUGCCCAUCUUCCCCCACCAUCUCCUGCCCAUUAUGCCUGGGUUCCUUGGAAUGCCUUACCUUGGUAAGAGUGACGCAGGUGUCAACAGUAUGGCAGGCACACCAGGGUCAGGAAACAUACACGGAUCUCAGAUGGGUUUGACAGGUACAGGGCAGCAGGCUCCACCACCAUACCCAGGACAAAGCCAGGUGGGACACCAUGCACCCCAGCAGCCCUCCACGCCGAUGUUUGUGUCCCCACCAGCUAAGUCACAGCGCCUGCUCCACUCUGAAGCGUACCUGAAAUACAUUGAGGGUCUUACAGCAGAGUCAUGCACCAUCAGCAAGUGGGACCAAACCCUCUCAGUUCAAAAACAAGAUGUGCGCCUGACAAAAGAGCAAGAGAGCAGACUACCAUCCCACUGGCUGAAGAGUAAGGGUGCUCACAAAACGAUGGCAGAUGCACUUUGGCGACUGCGUGACCUGAUGCUGCGAGACACGCUCAACAUUCGCCAGAUGCACAACUUGUAGCCGUUUAUUUUUUGAGCCUCUCUUCCAAAACCUGUAAGACAGGAAAAGGGCAAAGCUCAUUAACGGUGGCUUUGUGUUGUCAUCAAAAUGUGUUUGUGUUCAUGUGAGCAGCAGCUUAAAGUUGAUUGUGUUAGAAGUUACAUGUCAGAUGUUCUGUGCAUGUUAUGAUUUUUUUUCUUGAAUGUUUUAUGAAGAACUGGAUUUGACUGUAUUUUUUUUUUUAAGACGGAGAACCUGUGUGAUUUGUUUGAAAUGCAGCACUUGAAAUAUAUGAUAUUAUUUUGUGUUCGGCACACAUUUGUUUGUUUUAUUUGAACAUUUUGGAUCAGCUAAGAAAAAGAAAAGUAUCUUGUUUUGGGCAGACCCAUAAUUGUAAUUUCAUUUUUUUUUUCAAGUAAUCUACCAGUAGCAAAAUGUUAUAUGCACUUUAAUAUCAAAAGUUUACACAAGUAUUUGCUGUUGCAAAUAAAAAUGCUUUUGUUACUUGGACCUUAAUAUCAGUUUCCAGUGUUUCUGAUUGAACUGAAGAACUGUCUUUGAGUUUUUUUUGUUCACUGGAAUUCCCAGUUCUUCAGAUGUUGUGCAUUUAAAAGUCACAGCUAAAAUCUACAAGUCACAUGAAUCUAGAUUAGCCACAUUUUCCUGUCUGAAUUGUAUAAAACUCAGAAUGUCAGAUGUGGGAUUUUUUUUUUUUUAAAUUUUACUAUAAUUGCUUGGUUAUAACUUGAUUAAUUUGAUUGAUGGCCCUCUGUGUCUGCAUGUAGCUUUUAUAUGGUGAACAUGGUUAAUCACCAUGACUGUGUAUAUGAUAUCUCAAAGGGUAGCAAACAGAUGUUGUUGAAACUGUGGUGAGAUGAUCAUUGGGUCAGUGGAGAGGUGAUUAAAUUUUAGUGGUGAUUCGG